Molecule: messenger RNA, 4022 nt
Organism: Stegostoma tigrinum
Lineage: Eukaryota; Metazoa; Chordata; Chondrichthyes; Orectolobiformes; Stegostomatidae
Gene: sumf1
Product: sulfatase modifying factor 1
Exons: 9
Coding region: 223-1377 (384 amino acids)
Cellular component (GO): endoplasmic reticulum
Source: RefSeq, a predicted model, not a curated record
AAGAGAAGUGAACGUCAGCCAUAUUUUUGUGUAAUUCACAUAAACCAGUGGCUGUUUGUUUUCAUUAAAACUUGCAAAAACAAGGAAAGUAAAUGGUUGCAGGAGCUUGGUACGUUGGAAGAAGCACGUGGAGCGGAUGCUGAGUCACGUGGCCUCGAAUCGUCUGCCAAGUGCCGAUGGUCAGCUGAUUGAUCACAUGAUUCAUAGCCCCCCACCCUCAACAUGGCGCUGUCCAGGCUGAGGAGUUUGUGCGGGAGAUGUUUAGUUGUCUAUUUCAGCCUCACGCUGUUUGUCCUUUUAAUCAGUGUGAGUCCAGUAUUUGCAACAAGCCCGUCACCCCAAGAUUCUGGUUGCGGCUGCACUAGUCGUCGGGAAGUUGCUGGCGAUUUCCCUGAUACUCCACAUGACGCUAUCUCAUUAGCGAAACAGGCAGCUGCCAAAUACUCUAAGGAGGCUAAUGUUGUAGGCCAAGAGAUCACAGAAGACUACAGGCCAGACUUGGAAAGGCGCACUAAUCAGAUGGUGCUGAUACCAGGUGGAGUGUUUACCAUGGGAACUGAUGACCCAGCAUUACCUCAGGAUGGAGAGGGCCCAGCAAGAAAAGUUCAUGUUAAGCAGUUCUACAUGGAUAUGUACGAAGUCACCAAUGCCGAAUUUGACAGAUUCGUUAAAGCUACAGACUACACCACAGAGGCAGAAAAAUUUGGAGACUCUUUUGUGUUUGAGGGGAUACUUAGUGACAAAGUGAAGAGCACCAUUACCCAAGCUGUUGCAGCAGCCCCUUGGUGGCUCCCUGUUAAAGAAGCCAAUUGGAAACAUCCAGAAGGUCCUGACUCCAACAUUACUGAGAGGAUGGAUCAUCCAGUUGUACAUGUCUCUUGGAACAAUGCAGUGGCGUACUGUACCUGGGCAGGGAAAAGGCUGCCCACAGAAGCUGAAUGGGAAUAUGCAUGCAGAGGGGGACUUGAGAACAGACUCUUUCCAUGGGGGAACAAGUUACAACCGAAGGGUGAGCACUACAUGAACAUCUGGCAGGGAGACUUCCCACACCACAACACAGCAGAUGAUGGUUUUUCCAAGACUGCCCCUGUCACAGCCUUUCCUCCCAAUGGUUAUGGCCUCUUCAACAUGGUUGGCAACGCCUGGGAAUGGACGUCUGAUUGGUGGGAUAUACACCACACCACUGACGAGCUAGAGAAUCCUAUUGGACCCUCCUCGGGCACAGACAAAGUGAAGAAAGGUGGAUCCUACAUGUGCCAUAAGGCCUAUUGCUACAGAUACCGUUGUGCAGCUCGCAGUCAGAACACACCAGACAGCACUGCCUCCAAUCUGGGUUUCCGCUGUGCUGCUGAUGUUCUGCCAGAUUACCUUAGGUGAGCUGGCUUCUGGGGAGAGUCAACAGGAAAAUAAGCGUCCAAAGUAUUAGCGUCCCUGAAGAUGGAAAGAUGCUGAAUACAUGUCACGAUGGAACUAGCCCUUACAGCAGUCAGCAACUGGUGCUUACUGGAAAUUGCCAAUAAGCUGGUGAAUGUCUCAGCCAUGGAUUCCUGCAAUCUUUCCAUUUAGAUGGUUUCAAUUUAAAGGGAGAGGACAGGAGGUUUGAAAGGUGUUUCUUGCAAGAGUUUCAGCUAACACUUCUGGACACACUACAUCUGGAUUCUGUCUUUGUUAUAGCUAAAACAAAAUUAAUCUUCUUGAUUAGAACCGUUACCAAAUACUGCAAAGUGAAUGGACUCAACAAGACUGCUUUGAAAGGUAUUUUUUCACCAAACUUCCAGUUGAUUGUUUUCCAAGACCAAAGUCUCUACAUCUUUCCACAAUGAUAUUGAAAGGCUUGUAAUAGAGUUUGCUUGCUUCUCAAUCUGUUUUAAAAUUUCUGUAAAUAAACGUCACAUAAGAUCAUUCUCAAAUAUUGGACUGAGGUGAAUGGCACAGAGUAUUUUUGUGUACAGUUGUAAUGUAGACAGUACAUAAAAACAAAUAACUUAAUCACUAUACCAAACAUUCUUAGCAUCUCAGAGUACGUCACUAGCAAUGAAUUUGAAGUGUGGUCAAUGUUGUAAUGUAAAGAGAAACAGUAGCCAAUUCCAGGAAAACUAUACAGGCAUUGGAAGCAGUCCAGGGAAGGUGUACUAGGCUGAGAUAAGGUAUGUUGAGACUGAUCUAUAAAAGAGUUUGAGUAGGCAGGGCUUGUGCUUGUUGAAAUAUAGAAGUAUGAGAGACAACCUUGUUGAAACACAAGAUUCUUAGAAGACUUAAUAGGAAAAUUGUGGAAUGGUGGCUUUCCCUGAUAGGAGAGUUUAGAACCAGACAGCAAACCUCAGAGUAAGGGUUCACACAUUUAAGACAAAGUUGAUGAGGAAUUUCUUUCAGAGGGUAGUGAAUCUAUGGUAUUCUUUACCACAAAGAACUGUUCAGGCUGCAUUAUUAGGCAUAUUCAAGGCUGAGAUUUUUAAUCAAUAAAGGAUUAUGGGGAAAUCCAGGAAAAUAGAGUUGAAGAUUAUCAGAUCAGUCAUGAUCUCAUUGAAUGGCACAGCAGACACGAUGGGCUGAAUGGCCUACUUAUGCCCCUGUGUCUUAUGGUCUUAAUUUGCAUGUAGCAAGCUCCAUACACAGCAAGUAAAUAAAUUACCAUGUAAUCCAUCUUGGUCAUAGUGGUUCAAGGAAAGGUGGGAAUAGCUGCAGCUCUAGCCAAGCUGAUCCAUGCUCUUUUAGCACUGCAUCUACUUGACAAGGCAGAAAACUCUCCAGGAACGUCCUGUCCACAAAUCGAACCUGGUAAAUGACUACCUAUUAGGUCUAAUCUCAAACAUCAGCAAAAUGAUGAGAAGGGUCUUUUACAAUGUUAUCAAAAUGUAUUGAUUCAUCAGUUACCCGCUCGCUGGUGCUUGGAUUCUUCAGUUCUGCCAGAACAACGCAGGCCCCUGACCCUAUCCCAGCCUUGGUCCAAGUACGGACAGAAGCAAUGAAUUUGUGAAAUGAGGUGUAAGUGACUGCCCUUCAGCAAUGGCUGAAGGCGGCAAUUGACUAGCUUUGGCCCCAAGGAACCCAAACAAUACUGAAAUCAAGGGCAGGAAGGGCACACACACUCCACUGGUUGCUAACUAACACAAGAGAAGAUGGUUGUGGUUGCAGAGAUGUUGUUGCAGGAAUUCCUCAAUAGUGCCCUCGACCCAGUCAUUAUCAGCUGCUUCAUUCUUCUGUCCAUCAAAAAUGAGGAGAUUUGCUGGAUAUUGUGCUAUGUUAAUUCACUUUAUGGCUGUUUGCAUAAUGAAGCAUUCCACAUCCACUUGGAGAAAGAACUGAACAAGUGGUGAGUAACACUCACACCAUACAAUUGACAAGCAAUGACCAUCUUAAAAAGAAAAAGUGCAGUCACUUCCCCUUGACAGUCAUAAGGUCAUAAAGAGGAGAAAGAGUAAGUCAUUUGAUCCAUCAAUUCUGCUGUGCCAUUUAAGAUCUUGGCGGAUCUGAUUGAGACUGUAACUAUCCUCCUGCUUGUCUUCCAUAAACCUUAACUCCCUUGUUGAUCAAAGAUCUGUCUGAUUUAACCUUGAAAAUAUCCAAAGUUGUAGUCUCUGAUGCUCUUUGUGAAGGAAGUUACAAAGACGUCCUUAUUUUUGAACCAUGUCCUGGGGGUCUAGAUUUGCAGUGAGAGUAUUUACCCUGUCAAGCUCCCACUUCUAAACUCUAAUGAGUAUCAGCUUUAUCUGCACAACUUUCCUCGUAAGACCGUCGCCCUAGGGAUCAACCCAGUAACCUUUCUCUGAACUGCUUCCCAUGCACAUAUAUCCCCUGCUUAGAAAAGGAGACCAAUACUAUACACAGCAUUCAGGUGUGGUCCCACCAAAACCUCGCAGCGUUGUAGAAAUACUUCCCUAGUUUCAUGUUCCAUUGCUCGUUUUUUAAUUAAUUGCUGUACCUGCCAGUCACCUUUAUGUAAUUUGUAUAGAAGGAUUUAUAUUGUAGUAUACUGCGGUUUUCCUUAUUUCAAAUAAAUUCUGACCAUUUUUUCCACAUAU